AGCUGGUACACAACCCUAUCAAACAAAAAUGAUUCAACAAUUGCCGAACAUCAUGCCAGAUAUGAUGAUUGUGUUUGCUAUGCCGGUGUUGACUCACUGCCCAGUGUUCACUGACCACACAGACAAAGACCAAUUGGCCCAAAUGCAGACUUGUCUAACUCACAUUUUAGAGCCUCUGAUUGCGCAGAAAGAUACCUUCUGCUUUGGUUACUACAAGGAGCUCAUUGAACAAAUGAAGAAUCAUUACUUGUCCACAGCUAAUGAUGACAAUAACAUCAAUGUGAGAUUGUGGACCCUUUGCGAUCUGGCCAUGACGGUUCUUGUAUCAAAAACAAUAAAUUUCGAAAUGCGUAACUUCCCCACCGAACCAAGAAUACCGGCCAUGUAUUUCAAGAGAAUGGAUGACUCCAUCGACAACAAAAAGAACUAUCUGCCGCUUGAUAUGCAGGUUCCGAAGAAACUUUCACCAACCACAGUGUUGGAAGAUCAGCAAGCUCAAGCAGCCAACACUCGUCAGAAGCGACGACUGAAAGGCGCCGCUAACAACCAGACUGCAUUUCCGGAAUUCGAUGUUGAGCCUACGGAAGAAAUGAAAAGCAGUUACAUCGAUGCAAUGCCGGCUGCUGCUUCUGAGACAAGAAUCCAAUUACCAGGAAUGGAAGAAGAUUCCGAUGAAGAUCGUGAACCUAGUUCGAAAAGAUCAAGGAAUUCUACAAAGGAUAAUAAUUGAUGUCUUUGAAAUCCGUAAUUUCAAUCAUUUGAUUUUUAUUUUUAAUGGGCGUUUUAUCAAGAAUUUCAAUGUAUUUAUUUGUGUUAAAAACAUGCUAAUAAUAACAGGUUUUCAUCCAUUUGAUAAUAUUUUUGUGAUUAUAUUGUUAGCGGUCCUAUUUUAUUUUAAAAGUUCUGAAUACAUGUUUUUAUUUACAUGGGUGACAUUUUAAUUAAUUCAUUUAUCUAUUCAUUUUGUUGAAACAGAGUUUCAGGUUUUUUUAAAAUACUUUUCCCAUUUAAUUUAUUCCACCCCAUAGAUGUGCUCCAAAACAGCAAUUAUUUACUCAUAAAAUAUAUUUACUCAUUUUAUUGAUACGGCUUUGAGGCUCUUUUUAAAAAAGUUUUCUUAACUCACUAGUUUUAAUUAAGACAUUACUGUCCACUCUACCCUAUGUCUUCAUAUAAAAAAAUCAUUCUAUCUAUUCUAAGGCUUUGUUCUUUUAAUUUCAAUCAUUUGAUUUUUAUUUUUAAUGGGAGUUUUAUCAAGAAUUUCAAUGUAUUUAUUUAUGUUAAAAACAUGCUAAUAAUACCAGGUUUUCAUCCAUUUGAUAAUAUUUUUGUGAUUAUAUUGUUAUUUUGGCUGUCCUAUUUUAUUUUAAAAGUUCUGAAUACAUGUUUUAAUUUACAUGGGUGACAUUUUAAUUAAUUAAUUUAUUUAUUCAUUUUGUUGAAACAGAGUUUCAGGUUUUUUAAAAAUACUUUUCCCAUUUAAUUUACUCCACCCCAAUUAUUUACUCAUAAAAUAUAUUUACUCAUUUUAUUGAUACGACUUUGAGGCUCUUUUAAAAAAAGUUUUCUCAACUCACUAGUUUUAAUUAUAGUUGUUUUUGUUUUUACUAUGGUAUUUUUGUUUAUCUGUGAAGAAUUGAUAGUGAUUUAUGUUCGUACUCCUUUUCAAGAACUAUGGUUUAGUUGAUUUUCAUUAGUACAUAAAACAGUACAGUGGAAGUACAUUACUCAUGAAUUCAAAGUUUACAUAGCUGAAUUGUUGAGCUCAUUCCAUUUUGUGUAUAGCUUUUCUGUUUUUCUGUACAAUUAUAAUUUCUUGUUUGACAUUUCCUGGUCAACUUAAGUUCAAUCUGUUUAUAAUAUUAUCUGAAUUUGAAUCACUCAUAUUCUGUUAGAUCACUUAGUUCGAAGGAUAUUUAAGUUACUGAUUACUAUAUUAAGUUACUAAUAAGCUCUGUUGUAUUGAUGUUAAGUUAUGUUGUAUUCAUAAGAAAUAGAGGGCAAGUCUUGAUGAUCGAUGUAAGCAUCACGAAUGCUAAAAGUAGUUUAUCAAUUUAUCUGCAGGAUUAGGUAAUUCUUUAUCCAAAAAUAUGAAAUGAAACAAAAUGAUAUGAAAACAUUAAUUAAAUAUCACAAUCAUUAAAAACUGAUUCUUCCAUUUUUUAUUUGGCCUCGAUUAAUUCCUUAUGAGGUGAUUUUUUCCAUUAAACACAAGAUUUUUGCUGGUACAAAAAUAUUUGGAAAAAUGACAAAAAUAUUUCAUGAAUUUGAACUAGAAUAAGAGAAAUGUAAGUUUAUUAAAAAAAUAUUACCAUA
Molecule: messenger RNA, 2316 nt
Organism: Nilaparvata lugens (brown planthopper)
Lineage: Eukaryota; Metazoa; Arthropoda; Insecta; Hemiptera; Delphacidae
Product: sister chromatid cohesion protein PDS5 homolog B-like
Exons: 7
Coding region: 29-730 (233 amino acids)
Source: RefSeq, a predicted model, not a curated record